This is a messenger RNA of Leptinotarsa decemlineata (Colorado potato beetle), 1747 nucleotides long. Its product is annotated as facilitated trehalose transporter Tret1. Gene Ontology annotation, cellular component: membrane. The record is from RefSeq and is a predicted model, not a curated record. Gene Ontology annotation, biological process: transmembrane transport. NCBI's taxonomy places the organism in Eukaryota, Metazoa, Arthropoda, Insecta, Coleoptera, Chrysomelidae. Gene Ontology annotation, molecular function: transmembrane transporter activity.
ACAAUGGGAGAUAUACACGAAAUAUGAUCAGUUAAUAACCAGAGUCUGGCAAAUGGAACAAAACAUGGUUGAUGAAAAAGAGGACUUCGAAGAGCUGGCAGUCACUGAUGAAGCAGAAGAAGAAGGAGAGGAUUGGCCACAAAUUGUGGCGAUUUUAAUCGGAUGCUUCUCUUCUCUGACCACUGGCAUGCUGUACACCUGGCCUUCUCCUUUUAUAUUAAAAAUUGCCGAAGAUGAUAACUACAGUAUUAGCGAGGACGAGGCCGCACAUUUCUCCACUAUUCCUUCCAUAUCCAUGAUGUUGUUCUGUCCAUUGUCUUCAAAAUUAUGCGAUAUCAUUGGCAGAAGAGGGACACUAUUAUUAUCAACGAUUCCAUAUACAUUGUGUUGGUUACUCAAGGUCUUCGCGAGGAAUAUCUACGUCUUCUAUUUAGCUAGGUUUCUGGCUGGUGUAGGUGAUGGUAUCGUCAUUCCAUCGCUAGCGAUGUACAUGGGGGAGAUUUCCACCCCGAAAGUGAGGGGAAUCUGGGGCAACAGCAUGACAGCUUCCAUGUACCUGGGGGAACUAGCAAUCACUGUGAUAGGAAACUACUUUGGAGUGCAGCAAACCUCCUACAUUUGUGCUCCGGUGAUACUUACCUUCGCUGUAUUCUUCUGGUUCAUGCCAGAGUCUCCGUAUUUCUACAUCAUGGAGGGAAGAUACCAGGAGGCCAAGAACUCGCUUAGGAUUUUCAGAAGGAAAAAAAAGAUCAACAAGGAAUUCAACGAACUCAAAGCUGCCGUUGAACGCCAGAUUUCGGAGUCAGGAACUUGGAGAGAUCUGUUCCUUAUCGCCAGUAACAGAAGAGCGCUAAUAGCAGGGGUAUUUUUGAGAAUGUCCCAACUCUUAGGAGGUUCUUCUGUAUUCAUCGCAUACACGAUGUAUAUUUUCAAAAAAUCCGGUGGAAAUGUUAGUUCAGAAGCAUCGUCAAUCAUUUACAUGACUUUAUGUUUUUUCCUGAACGUUUGUGCAAGCUUCACUAUGGAUAUAAUGGGGAGGAAAAUAGCUUAUAUAGCUUCUCUCCUUCCUUGCGCUGUGGUCCUCCUUCUAGAGUCCGUUUACUUUUAUGUAGAUAAGGAACUUCCAGACGUGAAUGUCGAAAACUUCAAGUGGUUUCCACUUGCCGGAAUGGUCAUGUAUAUAAUAUUUUCCUCGUACGGAAUUGGAAUCGUACCAUCCUUGAUGCUGGGGGAACUUUUCUCCGCUAGCAUCAAAGCCAAAGGAAUUUGUAUCUUAACUUUUGUGUUCGGUAUCAUGCUUUUCGUGUCGAAUUAUAUUUUUUACGUUUUCCACUCCGCUUUUGGGCUGUUCGCCCCUUUUUUGUUCUUCUCUGUUUGUAAUUUCGUUUCCGCGUUUUUGGUUUACUUCCUCGUACCAGAAACAAAAGGUAAGACUCUAGAAGAGAUACAGCAAGAUCUGAAGAAAGGAAAGUUAUCGUCAUUAAAAGAAUUGAAACCAUUUUUGGGAGAAAUCAAAAGGACAGAAAGUGGUGGGAUUUUAUCGAAAUGAUUUGGAAUUUUAUUGUGGCCUCGCUGGAAAAGUGAUAAAAUUUAGAUGAAAAAUGAAGAAAACUGAAAAUGUUUCGCUAUCAAGAAGAAUAGAAAAGAGCAGAGGAAGACGAGAAUUGUGAAAGUGGAUAUAAUCUCAAAUCUUGUCAUAUCUUAAAGAAGAACUAUAUUCGCUCAUUAUUCUUCAAUCAUUUGAUAG